Molecule: messenger RNA, 2397 nt
Organism: Drosophila takahashii
Lineage: Eukaryota; Metazoa; Arthropoda; Insecta; Diptera; Drosophilidae
Product: activating signal cointegrator 1 complex subunit 2
Biological process (GO): regulation of DNA-templated transcription
Molecular function (GO): ubiquitin binding
Source: RefSeq, a predicted model, not a curated record
GCCACCUCGCGGCACCUUGCGCCGCACGAAAUUCGCAAAAGUCGACGUUCCAUUUAGGCCAAUUUAAUAUCCUAUAUUAUCCUAGUUAGUUAGUUAAUCUUAUAACCGUCAUGCUGGACAACGACACCAGCAACAACAACAACUGCAACCCACAGAAGCUGCCGCUGGGCGACCUGAAAUUCGCGCUUUCUGGCGAGGAUGGGGUGCGCAGGCAUGUUCCAGCUUUGGACGAGCACUGGGUGCGUCGCGAGAAGCCCUUUGGCAGCUACAUCUGCCUGAUGAGCUCCUAUGGCCACCUGAAAUCCGGAGCAGCGCUGGAGGAGUGGACAUUUGCGGCCAACAACUGCCGCCAGGACAUGGAGUUCCUGCUGAGCCUGAGCCAGCAUGAAUUCUGGUCUUAUAUGGUCUACGAGGAGUCCGCCAUGGCGGCCAUUGUCACAUUCCUGCAGCGCGCCAAUCCCUAUUACAGGCAGCCCGAAGCUAGCCGGGAUUCGGAGCUGGAGGCGGCUUAUCUGCUCUACAACCAGCUGCUCGAUCUCGUCGUGCGUUUGGUCAUGCGCCUGUGCACCGGCGAGGAAUCGGACUCCGAGUGGAUCAGCCCGCAGCAGCAUGGCAGUUUGUUGUACAGCAACUACCUGAUCUCGGUGCCCAUGCUCUGCGAUCUGCUCAUUGCCGUGGGCGAUGCGGAGGCCACCAAUGUGGAGCUGCUGAGGCAGAUAUUCGAGAAGGUGCUGCGCCUGCAGCCGGAGUACCGGAAGGACAUGAAGGAGGCGCUGGUUUUCUACGAGAGCGCCUUCCUCAGCAUGCAGAUCCAGGUGGAGAACGAGGGAUGCGAGGGAGCGGGCGGAGGAGCCCCGCUAGAUGCCGAUUUGGAGACGCCCUACGACGAUGUGGUGCUCUUCGCCUUGGACUGCGCCUACACGCUGCGCCUGCUGCUGCUUCUCUGCCCGGAGCUGCUGGAAACCAUCGAGCAGCUGCGUCUGGCCCAAAGCAUUGCCAACUUCUAUGAUCUGACCGUGCCCAUGCUGUACAAGAACAUCUAUAUGGUGAAUCCGGGGGCCAGCUCACUGCGUUGGCUGAAUGAGACGCGCCAGCAGUUCCUCUUCGUCGUCCGUCGCCUGGUUAGCCUGCAAAUGGAGGCGGGACGCGGCCAGCAGCUGGUGGAGCUGCUCCAGGAGUGCCUGUCCGCCCAGAACUUUGUGGUCGACUACCAGCGACAGUUUCCCCUGGAGCACGACAUGGAGCUGCUGCUCCAGCGCUGCCCGAAUAUCAAGAACUACAAGGUGGACUUUGUGAUAGCCGGCUACCAGAAGGCGCUGAGCAGCUGCCCCGGCGGCAUCAUGGCCGACGACAUGGUGAGCAACCAGGACACCGAAGAGGAGGAGGACGGGGAGUUCGAGGACGAGGACUCCUCGCGCACAUCGCCACAGGAGUCGACGGCGACGGCCAAUGGAGGAGCCGCUAGAGACCUCGACCUGGAGGUGACCGCCGUGCUGGACGUGCUGCCCGAUUUGGGCAGGGGCUUCAUCCGGCGCCUGCUGACCCGCUACGAGAACAGCGAGCAGGCCAUUGCCGCCAUUCUGGACGACAAUCUGCCGCCGGAUCUGGCGCAGAUGGACCGGCAGGAGGUGUACGUUCCGCCCGAUCCGCAGGACAAGCAGCAACGCCUGACGGGCCUGCGCCACUACAACGUUCACGAUGGCGAUCGCUACGAUGUGCUGACGCGCGACCAACCGGAGUGCAUCAUCAAGCAGGGUAAGGGUUUGCCCGGAGCGCCGCGCAAUGCGGAGCAGCUGCUGGAUGAUAAGAGGGAUUUGGAGAAGCUAAAGGAGCGCUACCAGCAGUACGCCAUGGUGGAGGAGACGCCGCUGGAGAGCGGCGAGUAUGACGAUGAGUACGACGACAGCUACGAGGCGUUGAACGAGGGACAGGCGCCGCCAGUCAGUUUGCUGCGCGCCAGACUCCAGGGCGCCGCCUCGAAUUCCGCCUACGAGGCGCAGGAUCAGGUGGAGGACGACGAGGAGAGCUCCGGCAGCGGUUCAGACACGGAACCGGCGAAGCGCAACAACAGGGACUUUUGCGAGAAUCCCGAGGUGAUUCGCGCUCGCUACCAGCAGCGUCAGAUGGCCAAGUACGGCCAGAGAAGCGGAGGAGGAGGAGGAGGAGGUGGUGGAGGUAGUUCCGGAGCUGGACAACAUUCCAAUCCCUCUGUGGUGGGAGCUCCCAAGGGGCAGGGCCAGUCGCAGCAAACGCAACGCAACCGCGGCCAGAAGGAGGCCCACAAAUCGUCGCGUGCCAACCACAAUCGCAAGGCGGGAGCGGCCUUCAAGCGCAGCAAGGGAAUGAUGGGUUAGACCAGGCGAAAGAAGCUUACAAAAUAAACGUAUUUAUACUUAG